This is a messenger RNA of Aphidius gifuensis, 1562 nucleotides long. RefSeq names its product 26S proteasome regulatory subunit 4 (gene Rpt2). The transcript is spliced from 3 exons. Gene Ontology annotation, biological process: proteasome-mediated ubiquitin-dependent protein catabolic process. Gene Ontology annotation, molecular function: ATP hydrolysis activity; proteasome-activating activity; ATP binding. The coding region runs from base 81 to 1403 and encodes 440 amino acids. Lineage: Eukaryota; Metazoa; Arthropoda; Insecta; Hymenoptera; Braconidae. Gene Ontology annotation, cellular component: proteasome regulatory particle, base subcomplex. The record is from RefSeq and is a predicted model, not a curated record.
GAGAAGAUGAAAAUGGCGUAGUCCAGUAUACUGAGUGACUUGUGAUUUUCUGGUUCUGUCAAAAACACAAAAACUUUACAAUGGGUCAAAACCAGUCUGGUCCUGGUGGAGCUGGAGGUGAAAAAAAAGAUGAUAAAGAUAAGAAGAAGAAAUACGAACCACCAAUACCAACUCGUGUUGGAAAAAAGAAGCGUCGUACAAAGGGUCCUGAUGUUGCAUUGAAGCUUCCUCAAGUAACACCACAUACAAGAUGUCGAUUGAAGCUUUUAAAAUUAGAAAGAAUCAAGGAUUAUUUAUUGAUGGAAGAAGAAUUCAUCAGAAAUCAAGAACGUCUAAAACCACAAGAAGAAAAAAAUGAAGAAGAAAGAUCAAAAGUUGAUGAUUUACGUGGUACACCAAUGUCUGUUGGUACACUUGAAGAAAUUAUUGAUGAUAAUCAUGCAAUUGUAUCAACAUCUGUUGGAUCAGAGCAUUAUGUUUCAAUAUUAUCAUUUGUUGACAAAGAUCAACUUGAACCUGGUUGUUCUGUUUUACUUAAUCAUAAAGUUCAUGCUGUUGUUGGUGUACUUGGUGAUGAUACAGAUCCAAUGGUAACUGUUAUGAAACUUGAAAAAGCACCUCAAGAAACUUAUGCUGAUAUUGGAGGUUUGGAUACUCAAAUUCAAGAAAUAAAAGAGUCUGUAGAAUUGCCAUUAACUCAUCCAGAGUACUAUGAAGAAAUGGGUAUUAAACCACCAAAAGGUGUUAUUCUUUAUGGUCCACCAGGUACAGGUAAAACAUUACUUGCAAAAGCAGUUGCUAAUCAAACAUCAGCAACAUUUCUUCGUGUUGUUGGCUCUGAAUUAAUUCAAAAAUAUCUUGGUGAUGGUCCAAAACUUGUACGUGAAUUAUUUCGAGUUGCUGAAGAGCAUGCACCAUCAAUUGUUUUUAUUGAUGAAAUUGAUGCUGUUGGAACAAAACGUUAUGACAGUAAUAGCGGUGGUGAACGUGAAAUACAACGUACAAUGUUGGAAUUAUUAAAUCAACUUGAUGGUUUUGAUUCACGUGGUGAUGUUAAAGUUGUUAUGGCUACAAAUAGAAUUGAAACACUUGAUCCAGCAUUAAUUCGUCCUGGUCGUAUUGAUCGUAAAAUUGAAUUUCCAUUGCCUGAUGAAAAAACUAAAAGACGUAUAUUUAAUAUUCAUACUAGUAAAAUGACACUUGCACCAGAUGUUAAUCUUGCUGAAUUAAUUAUGUCUAAAGAUGAUUUAUCUGGUGCUGAUAUUAAGGCUAUAUGUACUGAGGCUGGUCUUAUGGCAUUACGUGAACGUCGUAUGAAAGUUACAAAUGAUGAUUUUAAAAAAUCAAAAGAAAGUGUACUUUACAGAAAAAAAGAAGGUUCACCAGAAGGUCUUUAUUUGUAAAAUCAUCAUUUUUAAUUAUAUUGAAAAAAAAAAAAAAAAACAAAUACAUUUAUUAAAAAUUUACAAAGUAACUGGUUUUUUUUUUUACAUUUUUUUUUUUUUUUUUAAAUAACGUGUGUCUUUGUAAGUUCAAUAAAAUAAUUCAUAACUAUUAUUUAU